This is a messenger RNA of Suillus paluster, 1011 nucleotides long. RefSeq lists its product as uncharacterized. The transcript is spliced from 3 exons. The record is from RefSeq and is a predicted model, not a curated record. The coding region runs from base 1 to 1011 and encodes 336 amino acids. NCBI's taxonomy places the organism in Eukaryota, Fungi, Basidiomycota, Agaricomycetes, Boletales, Suillaceae.
AUGGCUCGCACGAAGCAAACGAAAGUUCAGAAAUCACAUAGCAUAAAACCUGGUCAUGGACUCCGCCGCUUUCAAGUCAUGACUGCAAAUAAAGCCGAGAUCAUCAAUCGCAACCUUCUUCGUCCCAUCGCAGACUUCCGCAUCCCAGCCAGCAAGAAAGAACUCGAGAUGAAACAGUGGAAGGUCCUGGCAGCUCGCAAGAUUCGAUAUGGGAUCCCGGAGCCGAAGAAGUAUGGAGGACGAGAUUCGAAGCCUGAUUUCGAGUGUAUGCGGGUCCCUGCGUUGAAGCAAGUCUGGAAGUGUUGGGACGGGGAGUCCAAGAAGAGGCUAAGGAAGGAGAAGGCAUCACUGGUUGUUACCUCGCGCCAGAACGCAGGCGCCCGUUUUCUUCCGGCUAUGGUUGCCAGAAGAGUCGUACCACUGUUUCUGACCCAUGUCCUGAAGACCACAGACAAUAACCUGUCCGUGAUCUUAGAGACGGACCAAUGCGAGGCGCAGCACGCAGAACAGCAUCAAACAUACCAUGCAGUGUUGCCCACAACACUUGUAUCAGCGUCGGCUACUGACACUGGCCUGGCAUCUCGGUGCACACCCUUUAUUACACCACCACCGAUUCCUACUUCCAUGGAAGUAGAUGAGCAAUGCGCCGGUGGAGAGAUCUGUGAAGAUAUGGGUGAACCAGCUCGUGAUCCCACUCCCCCUUCCGAUUCCUUUCUACAGCUCAACCCGACAUCGAUGCCUAUAGUACUUGCAUCAGCGCCAGCUAGUGACGCUGUCCUGGCGUCUCGCCGCACACCCUCUAUCACACCACUACCGAUUUCUACUUCUAUGAGGGUGAGCAAGGCGCUGGUGGAGAGAUCUAUGAAGAUUUGGGUGAACCAGCUCGCGAUCCCACUCCGCCUUCUGAUCCCAUUCUACAGCUCAAUGCGGCAUCCAACAAUCAGUCGAUGCGAGCAUAGGAGGAUCACCUGCAGCGAUUACCGUCUCCCACAUCUUCUGCUGAUCCGAUGA